UUCCCUUCCCGCCCCCCUCCUCUCCCUGCCUAUCUUCCCACCCCCACCCCCAUCCCCGGCAGGGAGGGCUCCGGGGAAGGUAGCGCCGAGCUCUCGGAAGUAUCCACGGUGUCAUGUCCAACCAAGGGGCCCGGAGGAACGGGCCCGUCAAGCUACGACUGACAGUUCUAUGUGCAAAAAACUUGGUGAAAAAAGAUUUUUUCCGGCUUCCUGAUCCAUUUGCUAAAGUGGUGGUUGACGGAUCUGGCCAGUGCCAUUCUACAGAUACUGUGAAGAAUACCCUUGAUCCAAAGUGGAAUCAGCAUUAUGACUUAUAUAUUGGGAAGUCAGAUUCGAUAACGAUCAGUGUAUGGAACCACAAGAAAAUCCAUAAAAAACAAGGAGCUGGUUUUCUAGGUUGUGUGAGACUUCUUUCCAACGCUAUCAACCGCCUUAAAGACACUGGUUAUCAGAGGUUGGAUCUGUGCAAACUUGGGCCAAAUGACAAUGAUACUGUUAGAGGACAGAUAGUAGUAAGUCUUCAAUCCAGAGACCGCAUAGGCACAGGAGGGCAAGUUGUGGAUUGCAGUAGACUAUUUGACAAUGAUUUACCUGAUGGUUGGGAAGAAAGGAGGACAGCCUCUGGAAGAAUUCAGUAUUUAAAUCAUAUUACACGAACAACACAGUGGGAGCGACCAACACGGCCAGCAUCAGAAUAUUCCAGUCCAGGUCGACCUCUGAGUUGCUUUGUGGAUGAGAACACACCCCUUACAGUUAUAAAUGGUGCAACAUGUGGACAGACAUCUGAUCCCAGGCUAGUGGAGAGAAGAGUGAGGUCUCAGAGACACAGGAAUUACAUGAGCAGGACCCAUCUACAUACUCCUCCAGAUUUACCUGAAGGAUAUGAGCAAAGGACAACGCAGCAAGGGCAGGUGUAUUUCCUACAUACUCAGACUGGUGUAAGCACAUGGCAUGAUCCCCGCGUACCUAGGGAUCUUAGCAACAUCAAUUGCGAAGAGCUUGGUCCUUUGCCUCCUGGAUGGGAGAUCCGAAAUACAGCAACAGGCAGAGUUUAUUUUGUUGACCAUAACAACAGAACGACACAGUUUACAGAUCCACGGCUAUCAGCUAACUUGCACCUGGUUCUAAACCGUCAGAACCAACUUAAAGAUCAACAGCAGCAGCAGCAGCAGCAGGUAGUAUCGCUGUGCCAGCUGCCAGAUGAGGCUGAAUGUCUGACUGUGCCAAGGUACAAGCGGGACCUAGUGCAAAAACUCAAGAUCCUGAGACAAGAGCUAUCCCAGCAGCAGCCCCAAGCUGGACACUGUCGCAUAGAAGUCUCCAGGGAAGAAAUUUUUGAGGAGUCUUACAGGCAAGUCAUGAAGAUGAGGCCUAAAGACCUGUGGAAGAGAUUAAUGAUAAAAUUUCGUGGGGAAGAAGGCCUUGAUUAUGGAGGAGUUGCCAGGGAAUGGCUGUAUUUGCUAUCCCAUGAAAUGCUGAAUCCGUAUUAUGGCCUCUUCCAGUAUUCACGUGAUGACAUUUAUACGCUACAGAUAAACCCAGAUUCUGCUGUUAAUCCGGAACACUUAUCCUACUUCCACUUUGUCGGACGGAUCAUGGGAAUGGCUGUGUUUCAUGGACAUUACAUUGAUGGGGGCUUCACAUUGCCUUUUUAUAAGCAGUUACUAGGAAAGCCAAUUACGUUGGACGACAUGGAAUUAGUUGACCCAGAUCUUCACAACAGCUUAGUAUGGAUACUUGAGAAUGAUAUUACAGGAGUCUUGGACCAUACGUUUUGUGUGGAACAUAAUGCAUAUGGUGAAAUUAUACAACAUGAACUGAAACCCAAUGGCAAAAGCAUUCCUGUUACAGAGGAGAAUAAAAAGGAAUAUGUCAGGCUUUAUGUAAACUGGCGAUUUUUACGAGGGAUUGAAGCUCAGUUUUUGGCUCUGCAGAAGGGAUUUAAUGAAGUAAUUCCACAACAUCUGCUGAAGACAUUUGAUGAGAAGGAGUUAGAGCUCAUCAUUUGUGGCCUUGGGAAGAUAGACGUUAAUGACUGGAAGGCCAACACAAGGUUGAAGCACUGCACACCAGACAGCAACAUUGUAAAGUGGUUCUGGAAAGCCGUGGAGCUCUUUGAUGAAGAGAGGAGAGCCCGUUUGCUGCAGUUCGUGACUGGGUCGUCCAGGGUGCCUCUGCAGGGUUUCAAAGCAUUGCAAGGUGCUGCUGGCCCAAGACUAUUUACAAUUCACCAGAUAGAUGCUAGCACAAAUAACCUGCCAAAAGCCCACACAUGCUUCAAUCGAAUAGACAUUCCUCCUUAUGAAAGCUACGAGAAGCUCUAUGAAAAGCUGCUAACCGCCAUUGAAGAAACAUGUGGGUUUGCUGUGGAAUGAACAUUUGCAGACUUACCUGGGACUAUAUUUAUACUCCUGUCAAGCAGAAAAUCCUCCCCUCAGCCAUGAUACAGUAAAUGCUUGAAAUAUAGGAAACUUUCUCCCCAUUUUUCUACUUUAGGACAAUAUGAGGGAAAGGACCGUUUUUGGAUUUUUUCAUUUAAGAAAAUCUGUGGCUCCUGCCAAGGAAUCAUUCAGCUGCUAUUAAAAACUAGUAUCUUGAACAUACAGAAUGCUGACUUUUCCUUCAUUUCAACAGUUAAGCAGUAUUCUUCUCUUAGAAAGACGACUACUAUUUUUGUAAAAGGUGAUCUGAUCUAUUUGCUUACCUGAUUUCUAUUCUUACAGGUCGAAGACACAGCUGUCAGUACAAGUCACGUUCCAGCCUACUUGCAUAAACAUGUGAUACUGAACAGCACCUAUACCUGCUAUUUUUUUAAAUAAAAUAUUUUGAAUAUUCUAAUUUUUGCAUAAAAUUGGCUAAAGAAAUCAUAAACCUUUUAAAUUAAGGCCACUUAACAGAUAAACUGUUUUCUUAUAGUGAAUGAUUUUAUGCUGUUAUGAAUUAAACUCCAGUGUUCUUUGUGUAAGGAUUUUUAUAUUUCUCAAGCAUGAAUUACAGGUUUUGGGUCCUGUUCUUCUCUUGUCAGAUUUCUUUAGCAGUCCUUGUCUGAAUUAACUUGCACUGCAUUUGUUACAGUACUUUGUGGUAAAUGUGGAAACCCCUUUUUAAAAACACUCUAGGCAUUUAGCAUUUUUUAAAUGAGCAUUUUUGUAAAAAGUCAAUACUUGAGUGGUUGUUGGUUUUUAAUUUGCUUUCCAUUUUAAAUGGAAUUGCUGCAUUUUUUAAACUCCUAAAUAUAUGUUGAUGAUAUCAACAGCCUUCUGCCAGGUCAUCAAUUCACCUUUUGAAACAUUCUGUGGAUGUCAUACCAACCAAAGGUUUUAUGUUCAGAUUCAAUCUCCAUUAUAUAUUGUUGCUAAAUAAUCCAGGUUAAAAAUUACCUUUAUUUUUGCUUGUGGCAUAUAGGUUUGUGUUAGCUACAACUAAGGGGGAAAUGGUGAUGCAAUGGACUCAGAAGACUGCAGAAGCUUUGCUUUUAUCAGAAAUGCAAGUGUUGUAUAAUGUGCUCUGAUAAAAUAGCUGGCUGGGACACAUCAGAAAUUAUUGUUGUAAUGAACUUAUAUGCAAAAUAGUUAAAAUACAGAGGGCAUAUUCAGAUGGAAUGGAAUGCACUGUUAAUGGCAGUCAUGUGAGGAAUCUUUUAUCAAUAACUAUGUAUAUUUGUUUUGUAGCUUGUGAGUAGCUCACCCAUGUAAGCUCUCCUUGCAAUUGUGAUUGGUUGCGGGGAAAAGUGCUGCCACUGUUGUGGCAAUCACGGUUGACUGCUUGGUGUACACUCUGGUUAAUACAGAUAUUUUACUAUAAUUUUGCGUGUACAUAUACCCAAUUCUGCAGUGGAAACAAGUAGAACUUGCAUAUGUGAACUAGUCCUUGAGAACUUUGGUCUAGUGAACUGUCAGUACGGGCUCACUAGCUCACCUUCCCAUCCAGAAACAAGGGGCAGUAAGCACUUGAAGACAUGCUUUGGUAACUCAUCAUAAGUAACGAUCUAAAACCACCACUACUUCUGUGUUAAUGAUAGAUAAUCAAGCAUGCCAAGCAGAUUGAGACCUGCUGGAAACUACCAUUGCAGGCUUGCUGAUCUUGCAUAUUUUGUCUGGCAUGGAAACUUUCCUCAAUAAACAAAUGUCUAAAACGGGAAGAAGAGAAAGUAGGGCAGAAGGUAUUCACUAGAUAGUAUGUUGCCUGUCCUGACUUGACCCAAGUGCUGGUCCUGAAGUCCAGCAGGUUGCAUGGCAACUACCUAUUUAUUACAUUGGGUAUACUGCAUCUUGAGAAGUACUCUCUGGAGAAGUGAGACUGUCGUAGUUUCAAUUUGUAGCACUAAUUAUAUAAUGAAUUCCUGAUACCCUUGCUCUUAUGUAAUAUGCUGACAUAUUGGAUUAUGAACCAAUUGCACAAAUUAAGACCGCUGUAGCAUAUCAGAUAGUGGUGAUAGAUGGUCUAUUGAUAUUGUUGAAUGCUAGAAAUAGUUUGAUGCUGUUUCUGGUAGAUCCUACUUCUAUUUCCCCAGCUCAUGGGCUGCAGCAGGGGAAAUGGAACUCUAAGCUUACUACCCCACAUGUUUGAUGGUUUAAAGUUAUGGCUGAUUUGGAGUGCAAAUCUAACCCCAGUUAGGGAAUCUGCUUUGCUGAUAUGCUGUCUGAUGUUGUGGCUUCUUUCAAAGCAGCCCUAGAUUAUCUGUUUACUUCAACUCUUCUUUCAUGUUUCAGGAAUAGCAUUGACUCAGUUUCCCUCUAUCUUUUGUGUUGAAUGAAGAGCUGGUAGAGUAUUGGUUUUCAUACCCACUAUUGCACUCUCAGUGUAAGUCCUCUAUGAAGAUUUCCAAUAGAUCCCAGCCUACUUUGUAGAAUAUUCUUCAGAUCUUUCAAAAGCUGCCAUUCUGUAGAUUGCUGUGUGGCUUCUGGGCAAAUCAGGCUUUAUACAAGGCCUGCCUUGCUGCAUGCUCUGUAUGGGGAAGGUCAGAUAUGUUCGUUCUUCUCUGAAGAAUUAUCAUUUGAUUUAAGAUAAUAGCCUUGCCCUUACUUUGUGUUAGGAUGCAUCCAUUUUGCCUCAGAUUGUACUGAAUGUUAAGAUCUCCAUCGAUGGCCUCUGCUCAUCUUGUAACAUCUUGUGCUCAUCCUUGUAUUAUCUAAUAACAAGAUUCAGCCUAGUAACCCAGGAAUGGUAAAUGAGUCCUAAAAGAGAGUAUGUUUGACAAACCUCAAUGAACAGUUCUUUUUAAAAGGUUUGGGAAAAUUGAAUCCAGUCUGAUACCAAAACUUAAGAGUAACUUCAUUGUCAUUCUGCUUUAAAUACUUUGUGUCCAGAGAUCCUUCUAUCAUUAUAGGGCUAACUUUGUGAAAUGUAAUUCUCACAAUUAGGCAAAAUGAAAGCAUUUCUGCAUAUUGCUGUGACCUACACUGAGCAGACUGAUGCAAAUUGAAUAUUGCAUCUUCUGAGUGCCUUUUUAUCAGCAUAAUCAUUAAAAGCUUUAAAACACACAAUUUGCCAGGAGCUUCUCUGGACCCAUCAGCUGUAGUUUCAUAGCCGCUUUUCCCAGCGCUAAGCCCAAUAUUGUGUUGGACCUCUGAAUUUUCACCCCAGAUUUAAAUGUGAAUAUUUAUUUCCAACAUGUCCUCUUUCCUACAUGGUUCUUUCAUCCAUCCUGAAUUUGCAUUAAAUGAUUAAGAGAGAUGCCACCUCACAGUUCCACGCUUUUCUUUUCAUUAAUGAAUGUGUUAAUAUGGAUAGUGACUCUUUGGUAGGGUUCAAAUAUACAUUACUCAGUUGCGUUUCAGAUUUAAUUUCUAGAUGUAAAGUUUUGUAAUGGUGCUUUGUACAGUAUGUAUUCUAUUUUUUGCACAUAGGUUCAGUUUCCCUAAAGUAUUUUUUAUUUUUAUCAAAAUUUUGUGUUGUGCUAGUGUCCAGAGCACACAGGAUUUUUGUUGUUCUUCUUCUUCUUCCACAACACUACAUCUGUCAAACCUAAGGUGCAUUUAAACUGGCUGCAUUAAUGGAAGUAUGAGCUUUGCUUCUAUAUCAUCCAUCAUAAUGUAGCAUGAUCCUGUUGCUUCUGACUUUAAACUGCACCAUAUAGUUAACAGGUGCAAUUUGUACUUAACACACUCUCUUUAUUAGUAGACUUCUGACUGCCAAAUUCUUAAAACUUUGUAGCUAAAACUAGUCUAUAUUUGGUAUCAGUUUUUCCUCUUCCACAGACUGACAGGUUUUUUAGUUGCAUUUCUAUUGUAUUUAUUGCAGAGUGUGUGUUUUUGCAUUGAUAUUCAUUGUUAUUUUCACCAAGCUGUUACAUGAGCUUUACAAUACAUCUGUAUAAAAUGUUUUUUUUAAAAGUAUGUACCCAUGCAGAAGUUGAGCAAUAAAAUUGUAUGCUGUUUGCACUGUCACAGCAUCAAUGGUUU
This is a messenger RNA of Elgaria multicarinata webbii, 6404 nucleotides long. RefSeq names its product SMAD specific E3 ubiquitin protein ligase 2 (gene SMURF2). Gene Ontology annotation, cellular component: cytoplasm. The transcript has 19 exons. The record is from RefSeq and is a predicted model, not a curated record. Gene Ontology annotation, molecular function: ubiquitin protein ligase activity; protein binding. Gene Ontology annotation, biological process: protein polyubiquitination; negative regulation of BMP signaling pathway; proteasome-mediated ubiquitin-dependent protein catabolic process. Bases 114 to 2375 code for a protein of 753 amino acids. Lineage: Eukaryota; Metazoa; Chordata; Lepidosauria; Squamata; Anguidae.